GCAAAAUUACUCUCACUCUCACGCAAACCUCUUCAGAAGCUACAUCUGAUUUCCAACUGGACCUCAGCUCAGGACCACACAACUACAAUUUUGGUACCACGUUCUUUAGUCCGUUUUCCGUUAAAUUAGUGGAAUGACUGAUUCAGAAAGAGUUGCUGAGGACAGCGACAUGGAGUCUAUUGAAGAUAGUGACAACAUCCGAGUCAGUAACAUAAUUAUGAACAGACCAGAUUUAUUAGCUGCAUUACAAAAUCGUUUUCAAAUUGGCAAUGUUCUACAGAACUUGCCGGCUCCAGUAAAAAGACGCGUGAAAGCUCUCAAACAAUUACAACUCGCGCAAGUAAAUAUUGAGGCUAAAUUUUAUGAAGAAGUUCAUUUACUUGAGUGCAAGUACAAUAAAAUGUGCGCUGAAUUACACGACAAACGCAGCAAUAUCGUAUCUGGUAUUUACGAGCCCACUGACGAAGAGUCCGUUUGGGAAACUGAUAAUGAGGAAGAUGAUAUCGCAAAUGAUGUUAAGGAGAAGGUCAAGAUUGAAGAAGUUAAAGAUAAAAAGGACGAAAUGGAAACGGAUAACGUCAAGGGAAUCCCAGAAUUCUGGCUUACAAUCUUCAAAAACGUGGGAAUGCUCGAUGAAAUGGUCCAGGAACAUGAUGAACCUAUUCUCAAACAUCUUUAUGACAUCAAAGUUAUUUUCCUAGAGUCUGAUCCGAUGGGUUUCAUUUUGGAAUUCCACUUCGAGCCGAAUGAAUACUUUUCAAAUUCAGUUCUUACAAAAGAAUAUUUGAUGAAAUGUGUUCCCGAAAAAAAUGAUCCAUUCAGUUUUGAAGGGCCAGAAAUUUACAAGAGCAAGGGCUGCACCAUCGAUUGGAAAAAGGGAAAGAACGUGACAGUCAAGACAAUUAAAAAAAAUCAGAAACACAAAUCACGUGGUCAUGUGCGUACUGUCACUAAAACUAUUCAGAAUGAUUCCUUCUUUAAUUUCUUUACUCCACCUGUUGUACCAGAUGAUGCUGAAGUUGACAUCGAUGAAGAUAUGAAAGCUUUAUUGACCAGUGACUUUGAAAUUGGUCACUAUAUAAGAGAACGUAUCGUCCCACGUGCUGUCUUGUACUACACAGGUGAAGGUUUAGAAGACGAAGGUGAUGAUUACGAAGAAGACGAAGAUGACGACGAUGAUGAAAACGAAGAUGAUGAUGAUGAUGAAGAAGACGAUGACGAUGACAAUGAAUUUCCAAAUGAUAAAAAUAACAGAACAGAGUGAACAUUGAGUUCUAAAAACAAUAAAAUAUAAAUUCAUUUGGGCUCCAGUUUUUAAAAAUUUGUGAGUUAUUUGUCUCUGGUGAAAUUUUGGGAGCAGCUAUUUUAUAAAAAAAAUUAAUAUUGAUAAUAAGAAUAAUAAUAAUAAUAAUAAUAUUAAUAAUAAUAGAAACAAUUAGACUUGCCGUUUAAAUUUUUUAGUAUUUUUUAUUUUUUUAUUGAAAGAAAAAAAAAUUCCAUACAUAUUUAAUUAAUAGUACAUAGAAAAAAAAUGUUAUUUUAUAUGAUGUAAUAAAAGAAACUGGUUUCUGAUUUAUUUCAAUUAUAAUUAUUGUUCGUUUACGAUGUAUCGAAUAAAAAAAUUCAAUUUUGUAA
Molecule: messenger RNA, 1635 nt
Organism: Microplitis demolitor
Lineage: Eukaryota; Metazoa; Arthropoda; Insecta; Hymenoptera; Braconidae
Gene: Nap1
Product: nucleosome assembly protein 1-like 1
Exons: 8
Coding region: 134-1264 (376 amino acids)
Biological process (GO): nucleosome assembly
Cellular component (GO): chromatin; nucleus
Molecular function (GO): histone binding; chromatin binding
Source: RefSeq, a predicted model, not a curated record